AUAAAGGUUCUCUGCCUCCACGGUAUGGGCACAAGCGCCGAGAUCUUCAGAGCCCAGACUGCCGCUUUCCGCGCUCGACUGCCCCCGAACUUCACCUUCACCUUCCUCGACGGACCCUUCCCCUGCCCGCCCGCACCAGGCACCGACCGGCUCUUCAACUCGGACGGAUUCUACGGCUGGUGGACACAGCCGACGGUCGACGCCAUCCGGGGCGCCCACCUGCGGCUGACCGACUACAUCGAGGAGCACGGGGCCGUCGACAUCGUGAUGGGGUUCUCGCAGGGGUGCUCGCUGAUUAGCAGCUUCCUGCUGUACCACGCCCGCGAAACCCCCGAGCAACCGCUGCCCUUCCAGGCGGCUGUGUUUGUGUGCGGCGGCGUGCCGCUGCCCGUGCUGGAGGACCUGGGCGUGGACGUGCCGCAGCGGGCGAAGGACAUCAACGACCUGACGUCGCGCAUGAUGAAGGACAAGGCCGGGCAGCUGGUGGAGCUGGCCGAGAACCUGAACCUGAUCAAGCCUGGCGUCGGCCUGUGGGACGAUACGGCGGGACUGCUGCACAAGCCCGACGAGCUGCCGGACGAGAAGGACGUCUUUGGGCUCGACUUCACUGCCAUGCCUAAGGACGUGCGCAUCACGAUCCCGACGGUGCAUGUCUACGGCGCCAAGGACCCCCGGUGGCCGGCGAGCCUGCAGCUAGCGUAUCUCUGCGACAAUCGGAAGCUGUAUGACCAUGGCGGAGGACAUGACAUUCCCAGGUCGACCGAGGUGUCGAACAAGAUGGUCGAACUGCUUGUGCAGCUGAGCAAGGACAUACGGGCA
Messenger RNA from Chaetomium strumarium, 819 nucleotides. Its product is annotated as serine hydrolase FSH. Gene Ontology annotation, biological process: secondary metabolic process. Lineage: Eukaryota; Fungi; Ascomycota; Sordariomycetes; Sordariales; Chaetomiaceae. The annotation marks the transcript as partial. Gene Ontology annotation, molecular function: hydrolase activity. Gene Ontology annotation, cellular component: nucleus; cytoplasm. The record is from RefSeq and is a predicted model, not a curated record. The transcript is spliced from 2 exons.